Paramacrobiotus metropolitanus is the source of this 1051-nucleotide messenger RNA. RefSeq names its product KN motif and ankyrin repeat domain-containing protein 2-like. Gene Ontology annotation, cellular component: cytoskeleton; cytoplasm. Gene Ontology annotation, molecular function: protein binding. The record is from RefSeq and is a predicted model, not a curated record. Gene Ontology annotation, biological process: negative regulation of actin filament polymerization. Lineage: Eukaryota; Metazoa; Tardigrada; Eutardigrada; Parachela; Macrobiotidae.
CAUCGCGGAAAACGGAGAAUAUGAUGAGAGCGCGGAGAAAUUGACACCGAAGGUCGAAGCAGUGCGGCCAGUGAUUGAAGAUGGUCCGCUGUCGCCGGCAGUGUCAACACACUCGGAGGAGCUGAGUGAGGACGAGGGCUGUUAUGAUCUGCGACACGGAUAUCUGUCCAACAAGUGCGGGGUCGAAGAGAAGCCCAGUGUGACCAAGAUCUUCACUUUCGACGACUACGAUGCGGUCGGUGUUAUUAGCAAGGAAGUGAUGGCCGCUUGUAAAGUCCUCAACGACUACCUGCAGCGCGAAGGCCGCUCGAAUUCGCGAAGCAGCGAAUCCAGUGUGAACCGUGAAUGGAUCACUAAGAAAGCGGACCAAUAAAUUCCACCGGUGUAUCCGCAUGAUCGAGGAGGAGUGGUUCCGGAUAGCGGGCCAGAAGGACUCUGACGCCCAACUGGUCAACGACUACCUCGACGCGUUUGAAGGAAUGUCCAAGGCGUUGCUGCACAAUGUCGUUAAUUUGGCCGAUAAUAAUGGCAACACGGUGCUGCACUACGCCAUCUCGCAGAACCACUUGGACGUGGUCAGUGUCCUGCUGGACUCCAAAGUCUGCGACGUGGACAGCGUCAACCGCGCCGGCUACACGGCCACCAUGCUGGCUUCUCUGGCGCAUUGCCCCAACACCGAUCUGGUGGUCGCCGCCCGGCUCUUCAAACUCGGCGACAUCAACCGCAAAGCGCAACAGCAUGGGCAAACGGCGCUGAUGCUGGCGGUGAGCCAUGGUCGAUUGGACACGGUGCGGCUGCUGCUGCAGGUGGGAGCGGACGUUAACAUCCAGGACGACGACGGCUCGACGGCGCUGAUGUGCGCCAACGAGCACGGACACCUGGAGAUCGUGCGAUUGUUGUUAGGCCAUCCGGACACCGACGCCCAUCUCACUGAUAAGGUUCCCAGAAACGUGACACGAACGGCAACGGCCACGCCGCGGAGACGAGCCGGUUCGGCUUCAGGCGGAAGCAGAAUCACACCACGUCCACCACUGUGAAACAGAGUAUUUUC